Prunus armeniaca (apricot) is the source of this 549-nucleotide messenger RNA. The record is from the annotation of a GenBank genome assembly. NCBI's taxonomy places the organism in Eukaryota, Viridiplantae, Streptophyta, Magnoliopsida, Rosales, Rosaceae.
AUGAGGAAACAAGCAGCUGAAAUGCAAGCCAAUUGUCCCAAGUGUGCAACGAUACCCUCCACCGAAGAAUCAUUCACCAUCUCGUUUGUGGAGGAUUGGAGGGCUCUGUACUUAGCAUCCUUCAUCAACGGAGUCCUACCAACCAAUCCCAAGCAUGCACGCAAGCUCAAAAAGACAAUGAAAAAGUACUUCAUAGACGGGUCAACUCUCUACCGCAAAGGGUGUAAUGGUGAGCCAUUAAAGUGCUUGGGAGAGUCAGAAGCACAGCAAGUCAUGCAAGAAAUUCAUGCUGGAGAAUGUGGUGAGCACCAAGGAAUGAAGAGGGUUCACCGGCAGUUGCUGAGUGUUGGGUAUUAUUGGCCUACAAUGAAGAACGAUGCAUACAACUUCGUGAAGAGGUGCCACACAUGCCAAGUUCAUGCCAACUUAAGUCACAAGCCUCCCACGCUGCUGCAGGACAUGCGCACUCCUUGGCCCUUUCAUACUUGGGGGCUUGAUUUGAUUGGAGUAUUCAUCAAUGCAAAGUGGCUCAAGCUUUACUAUUGCUAA